This is a messenger RNA of Marchantia polymorpha subsp. ruderalis, 2122 nucleotides long. NCBI's taxonomy places the organism in Eukaryota, Viridiplantae, Streptophyta, Marchantiopsida, Marchantiales, Marchantiaceae. The record is from the annotation of a GenBank genome assembly.
CAAGGUCCCGUGCAGCUCUGCUUGAGAGGUGCAAACUUUAGCACGGCAGUGUCGAUGAGUUACAUACUCUGGAACUGUCAUCAUUGCCAUUCCAGGCGUGCUUCAAUUCAAUGUGGAUCGAACCUGUGCAUACAUGAAUUUUGCAGACAUCUUUCCGACUUCGACCUCUCGCGUAAGAAGUCGGAGUCUUUCGAAUCAAGCCGCAAGCCAGCUCCUCCAGCUUUGACGGGUUGAGCUCCAGCAAAUCAGUUCCUUUCAAUUUGCAGCAGACAGCUGACAGGAUUAUCGAGUAUAAAGUAUGGGUGCCCGGCGUGAUGAGCUACAACAUUCUUCAUCACAAAGCCCUUUUCUUCCGAUUCUUCCCAUACUUUGUGAAGUAGCCGAUAUUCUCCCAGUGACUCUUCACAAAGUGACCUUUCAGAAAGCAGAUCAACGACCUUUCAGAAAGAAGCUUUACACACAGAACAGACCUUUUCCCGAGUACUUCUGCACACGUUCGUUAAACAUGGCGAAAACACUCGUGCUCAGCUCUCUAGUGCUACUUGCUUUUGUUGCAUCGACCUUUCAUACAUUGCCGAAAGCUGAUGCAGACAGUUCAGUUACCUUCACAGAAUACAAUGUCUUGGAUUAUGGAGCAGUCGGAGAUGGAUCAACAAAUGACACUAAGGCAUUUGCGGAUGCUUGGAAAGCUGCCUGCGCAGUCGAUUAUGCCUACGUGCAUGCUCCCGUGGGAUACAGUUUUUUAGUGUACCCAACGACGUUCAAAGGACCGUGCCUUCUCAACAUGACAUUUAAGGUGGAUGGAACAGUUCUGGCUCCUCCUGAAACGUCUGUGUGGAACGGGACGAGCGUCAAGGACCAUUGGCUGGAGUUCAGCAAAGUGUCUAUGAUCAUUCAGGGCACUGGCACCAUCGACGGGCAAGGCCAGAACUGGUGGGCAGAAUCGUGCAAGACCAACUCCAGCAAUGCCUGCAAGGAUGGACCUACUGCGAUUGUAUUCAAUGCCUGCACAAAUGUGACGGUAAAGUAUGUGACGAUUCUCAACAGUCAGCAGAUGCAUCUUGCGUUCGAAAAGUCCGUAGGAAUUAUGGUGAACUCGAUCAAUAUUUCAGCCCCAGGUGACAGCCCCAACACUGACGGCAUCCACCUGCAAAACGCCACCAGCGUUACUAUAAAAAACUCCUUCAUAGGAACAGGAGAUGACUGCGUUUCGAUACAAAACGGCUCGUCGUCCGUCACCAUUAAAAAUAUCACUUGUGGACCUGGGCAUGGAAUCAGUGUUGGCGGCCUAGGCAAGAAAAACACAUCGGCGACAGUGUCGAAUAUCGUCGUAGAAGACGUGGUUUUCACCAACUCUACCAACGGCGUCCGAAUCAAAUCCUGGCAGGGAUCUUCCGGGACGGCGAGCACGUUCACGUACCAAAAUCUGGUCAUGAACAACGUGAAGAACCCAAUUUUGAUCGAUCAGUACUACUGCGAUUCUGCGAGCUCGGGCUCGUGUCCCAAUUUCACGUCGAACGUACAGAUCUCGGAUAUCACGUUCAAGAACAUCACCGGCACUUCAGCGACGAAAGUAGCAGUAAAGCUGGCAUGCAGCGAGACAGUGGCGUGCACAGGAAUCACGCUGCAGGACAUCGACCUCGUUCGGACUUCAGGCUCCGACGCCACUUCCUUCUGCUCGGACGCAUAUGGUGUUUCCGCAGACACCGUCAUUCCCAGCAGCUGCCUCCUCACAUCCUCUUGAUUUCAACGAUAGAUUUUGCUGUCGACCCGGAGGCCAAUACAGAUGUAUAUAUUGAACGCAUUGAUUGCAGUGAUCUACCGGGAAGAUCCUCCCAAUUUCCGGUGUUCCCUGCUGUACAAUCUUGAACUAAUAGAUUUCACGGAUUCGUGAUUCAUACAGAAGCUCGUGCAGCGUUCAUCGAAAACUAGAUCCCGUUCAUGGAGAUGGUCUUCUGUGUAUGGAAAAGCAGCCUACACUCUACUGCAUGUCAGAAGGAAUGGGAGAUCGAAAUAAGUUCACUCUUGUUCGGCUCUGUAUCUUAGUUUGAGAUUAUAACACAUAUUCUGAAUUUCUUAAGCAGUCUCUAGUGCUCCAAUCGAGAUUAUUAUGAUGUUCAAG